Molecule: messenger RNA, 1614 nt
Organism: Trametes versicolor FP-101664 SS1
Lineage: Eukaryota; Fungi; Basidiomycota; Agaricomycetes; Polyporales; Polyporaceae
Exons: 4
Coding region: 1-1614 (537 amino acids)
Source: RefSeq, a predicted model, not a curated record
AUGCCUGCCCAUCCACCCUCCUCUUCCCUUCCCCCCUCCGAUUUGAACCCCAAAAAGCGUCAGCGCGUCGAGGAUAACGCCACCCCGAACGCGACCACAGAGCGAGAUCAACCCGACCAGAAUGACACUGCGGGUAUGGGUCUUGCACAUCAGGCGCCUUCUGUCUUUCCCGCUGCUAUGAGAAUUAUACGAGCUCUGCGGCUCGCGUACAGACUCAGGGCUAUCGGUGAUUGCCCUACAGUGCAUUCUGCACGGACGGCCAUGAUGCGGGGCUAUGACUACUAUGACCACGACGCCGAUAGCGACAGUGAUAGCGAAGACUCUGAUGCUGCCGAGGGGAAGAGAACCGACGACGAGAUAGCCCACGUCGAACACAACGAGAAACGCUUCGAGCAGCUCGCAGUGCUCGUGAAGGCGGACAGGCGAGACAGUGCAUCGGGAUUCUUGGAGGAGCCCUUCAGCCUGCGUAUCACCCGACCGGGCUGCGAGUUCGACGGUUCCAUCUCACCCGACCGCACCACCUCUUUCCAGUGGCCUCAUACGGACGAGGACAAGACGUUGUGCGAGGAGCUGCGUGAACGGCUCCGGCGGUGGCACGGCAGUGCCCUAACGUCGGGCUAUGGGGACGUGCGUGAGCAGGUCACCAAGGUCGACGAGAGCGUCCGCACCGCACGCGAGAUCGGUGCCUCCGAGUUCGCGGUGGAGGAUGAACUACUCCGACGCAUCGAGAGCAUCUGGACGGAGCAGUUCGUCCCGAGCGCCGACGUGCGCGCUGAGCCGUACAAGAUCCACCUCUAUGGGCCGGGUGGGCACUUCAAGAUGCAUCGCGACACCCCGCAGAAGGACCUGGUGGGCACAUUCCUCAUAGGCCUGGGCGACACAGCCCGGUGGGGUGGCCUCGUGGUCGAUGGCACGGCGAUGGAGGCGCGGCCGGGUUCGUGGUGUGCGUUCUACCCGGACGUGCCCCACUCCGUGAAUGAACUGGGGGAGGACGGCUACCGCGCAAGCAUAGCCUUCAAGAUAUUCCGUGCACCACCGGCCUCGGGGCGCGGAAACAACGAGUCGAAGAAGACGGCGGAAGUGCGUCUGCGAAUCGCAGGGAUUGUGUCCGAGAUGGAGGCGCCGCUCGGCCUCCUCCUCGGGCACAAGUACUCGCUGGGCACGAACGACUUCAGCGGCUUCGACGCGCUUGUGGUGGAUGCCAUGCGCUCGCGCUUCUCGGGACCCGGGUUCGAAGUACAUCACAUUCCCGUCGUGGUGGAAGCGUAUGCCAGAUGGGGGGACGAGGACGACCGGAACAAAUUCUCCAUGAUGUGCAACACGACCGUUUACCCCUUCACCAACGGCCACAUCGACUUCCUCAACGACGACGUGUCCAGAGAGGACAUACUCAACGGAUGUGAGUGGUUGGAGGGCGUCAAGAACGUCCCGUUCUUUUCCGUCGACCUCUCGGAUCGGACGAUGUUUCCCUACAAGGAGGAGGAAGAGGAGACGGUCAAUCACACGGGGAAUGAGGCGCAAGCGUGGAGGGCAGAUAGUGUAUAUCUGUCGUACGCGUUGAUGGUGUUGCCCAAGGCCGACAAGAACACGGUGGAGGUGUAUGCUAGUACUUAG